AGCCGAGACCCCGCCCCCCGCUCGUCGACCCGCCCGCGCCUCCAGCGGAAGCCGGAAGCACAAGCGGGCCCGCUAGCCCCGCGGCUCCGAACUCGGUGGUCUCGGAGGCUCGGCCGGAUGGGGGAGAAGAUGGCGGAAGAGGAGUUCCCCAAUACAACUCACGAAGGUUUCAAUGUCACCCUUCACACCACCCCAGUUGUCACUACGAAACUGGUGCUCCCGACCCCUGCCAAGCCCAUCCUCCCCGUGCAGACAGGGGAACAGGCUCAGCAGGAGGAGCAGUCGAGCGGCAUGACCAUUUUCUUCAGCCUCCUCGUCCUAGCUAUCUGCAUCAUAUUGGUGCAUUUACUGAUCCGAUACAGAUUGCAUUUCUUGCCAGAGAGCGUUGCUGUUGUUUCCUUAGGUAUUUUCAUGGGAGCAGUUAUAAAAAUUAUAGAGUUUAAAAAACUGGCAAAUUGGAAGGAGGAAGAAAUGUUUCGUCCAAAUAUGUUUUUCCUCCUCUUGCUUCCACCUAUUAUAUUUGAGUCAGGAUAUUCAUUACACAAGGGUAACUUCUUUCAAAAUAUUGGUUCUAUCACCCUAUUUGCUGUUUUUGGUACAGCAAUUUCUGCUUUUGUAGUAGGUGGAGGAAUUUAUUUUCUGGGUCAGGCUGAUGUAAUCUCUAAACUCAACAUGACAGACAGCUUUGCCUUUGGCUCCCUAAUUUCCGCUGUUGAUCCAGUCGCUACCAUUGCUAUUUUCAACGCCCUUCAUGUGGACCCCGUGCUCAACAUGCUGGUUUUUGGGGAGAGCAUUCUCAACGACGCCGUCUCCAUCGUCCUGACCAACACAGCUGAAGGUUUAACAAGAAAAAAUAUGUCAGAUGUCAGUGGGUGGCAAACAUUUUUGCAAGCCCUUGGCUACUUCCUCAAAAUGUUCUUUGGCUCAGCAGCACUCGGCACUCUCACUGGCUUAAUCUCUGCAUUAGUGCUGAAGCACAUUGACUUGAGGAAAACGCCCUCGCUGGAGUUCGGCAUGAUGAUCAUUUUUGCUUAUCUUCCGUAUGGGCUCGCGGAAGGGAUCUCGCUCUCGGGCAUCAUGGCCAUCCUGUUCUCAGGCAUUGUGAUGUCUCACUACACACACCAUAACCUGUCCCCGGUCACCCAGAUCCUCAUGCAGCAAACCCUCCGGACGGUGGCCUUCCUGUGUGAAACAUGUGUGUUUGCAUUUCUUGGCCUGUCCAUUUUUAGUUUCCCUCACAAGUUUGAAAUUUCCUUUGUCAUCUGGUGCAUAGUGCUUGUGCUGUUUGGCCGAGCGGUGAACAUUUUCCCUCUUUCCUACCUCCUGAAUUUCUUCCGGGAUCACAAAAUCACACCGAAGAUGAUGUUCAUCAUGUGGUUCAGCGGCCUGCGGGGAGCCAUCCCCUACGCCCUGAGCCUGCACCUGGACCUGGAGCCCAUGGAGAAGCGGCAGCUCAUCGGCACCACCACCAUCAUCAUCGUGCUUUUCACCAUCCUGCUGCUGGGCGGCAGCACCAUGCCCCUCAUCCGCCUGGUGGACAUCGAGGACGCCAAGGCGCGCCGCCGGAACAGGAAGGACGUCAACCUCAGCAAGACGGAGAAGAUGGGCAACACGGUCGAGUCGGAGCACUUGUCGGAGCUCACGGAGGAGGAGUACGAGGCCCACUAUGUCAGGCGGCAGGACCUCAAAGGCUUCCUGUGGCUGGACGCCAAGUACCUGAACCCCUUCUUCACGCGGCGGCUGACCCAAGAGGACCUCCACCACGGGCGCAUCCAGAUGAAAACCCUCACCAACAAGUGGUACGAAGAGGUGCGCCAGGGCCCCUCAGGCUCUGAGGACGACGAGCAGGAGCUGCUGUGACGGAGUGGGACCCCGUAGCUUCUGGGCAGGCCGGGCCGGAGCCUACCACCCGGCCUCCCAAGACCGACACCCACCCAGCAGGGGCGUGAGGCGCAUGCAUUUGGCAGCUCUCAGGGUGGAUGGAAGCAGGACGAAGCACGAACCGUCUUAACCCAGGACUUCCCAGGACUUCCUGGGCCUUUGGGGCCAGCUGGCUGCUCCUGGAGUGUCCUCUCCCCACUCCUCGCUGGGCCCGACCUCUGCUCUUGGGGUGGCUUCCCAGCCCGCAGGCGGGGUGAGCACCUGUGCAGGUAAAGUUUCUUCUUCUGCAGCUGGGGGAGCAGUCAUCUGUCUGAGGUGCCUGAGAGAGAUCCUGCUGGGGACCUGCUGUGCACGAGUCCUGGGGAGCGCCGUGUGCGGGUUCCGGCACUUCUGGCCACUUCCCUCGUCCCAAGGGCGAGGAGCCAGCACCCUUUCCCUGAGCGUGUCACGGUGGCCCUGGCCCCAGCAGCAGCAUGUCUCGACUAAGCGGCAGGGUCAGAAGCCUGGCAGGCCUCCUGCUCCCCUGCGUGGUGUUGCGCGCGCUCACUGAGAAAGAACACCUGAGUGACCUCUCUUUCUUUACUUCUGAUGGGCACCUCACAGGCUGUCUCCCUGGGGGGCAGGCAGCUCCUGCCCUUCUCUGGGAACGUUGCAAAUGUUUACACUGGUACCGAGCCCGAGGCCGCAGCCCCUCCCUAGAGCCGCAGUGGAAGCGGCAUCCCCGGGUUUUGCCGCUGAGCCCGCCUGUGAGGUCAGAGCGCCCUCUGGAGGGAACACCUGGGGGCUCAGGGUUUAUGCUGGCCAGCCACUGCUGUCUGUCGGAAUUCAGUUUCAAUUCAUGCACUUUUACAAAGAAGCAAGAGCCUAGCAGUCCCCUCCCUGCCCUCGAUUCCUCACCCAGUGGGCCUUGUUUGUCCAGAGGCCACUUUUCCUGGGCUCUGUGGGGGGGUCUGCCCAUCGUUCACAUGCUGCACCUUCACUGCUCAUCAGCAGUUUUUCUUUCCUUCUCCCAGUUUUCUACCAUCUUGGGUCCCAUGGGUCGCCAAAGUACUAGAGCAGGGGCCAGAGCAGCAGUGCCCUGUGCUCCUCCCUGCUGUCCCUCCCAGGGCACCAGUGGCCCGGAGCCAUAUGUGGCUGAGUCUCAGAAGUUCCCUUGUGGCACAGCAGGUUAAGGAUCCUGCGUUACCACAGCUGUGACAUAGUUUGCACCUGCAUCUCUGAUUUGAUCCCUUGGCCCAGGAACUUCCACACGCUGUAGGUGUGGAAAAAACAAAACAGAUGCAUCCAAGUCUCACCUGCCAUCCCCAAGAAGCCACCACUACCCCAGGACUCAGAGUGCUUGCACAUGCUCUUACACACACACACACACACAGACACACCCCUGCCCGCUCCCUAUGGUCUCAGCCCUGGAGCCAUCUCAAGGUGAAGACCUGGCAGCACACACACACACACACACCCUGCCCGCUCCCUAUGGUCUCAGCCCUGGACCCAUCUCAAGAUGAAGACCUGGCAGCACACACACACACACACACACACACACACACACACCCUGCCCGCUCCCUACCACUACCCCAGGACUCGGAGUACACACACACACACACACACACACACACACACACACACCCUGCCCGCUCCCUAUGGUCUCAGCCCUGGAGCCAUCUCAAGGUGAAGACUGGCACACACACACACACACACACCCUGCCCGCUCCCUAUGGUCUCAGCCCUGGAGCCAUCUCAAGGUGAAGACCUGGCAGUCACAUCCAGGUGACAUGGAGUUACUGACUCUGGCAUCCACCCCCUCUCUGGCCCUUUACCUGCUGGCUUUUGCCCUCUACAGGCCUCUGGCAAUUCCCAUAGGUGGCUCAGGGACCCAGCUGGAGCCCUGGGACUCGGCAUCCCCUGGGGUGGUUUCACUCAUAUGCAUGGCCUUGGUUCUCUGUUGAGGACACAGACGCCAGCAGAGACCCUGGGCUGGCAGCAAGUUUGUUUCCAUCUUUUCUGUGUCAGGCAGCUUGGCUCUGGAUGAGAGCAAGGACUGACCUCAGGACCCUCCAGGACUCACAGGCCCAGCCCGCGAGGCCAGACCCUGGCCCUAAGGCCUUCCCUUUCCCCAAAAGUGUACACAAUGGGGAAAGGGAAGCCAGGCAGGCAGGAAGCACAGUUUCCUUUUUAUGCAUGAGAAGUAAAUUUGCACUUCAUAGAACUAAAAUGAUUUUUCUUUUUGUAACCUCCCACCUUAACCCCAUAAUUUGAGCCAAACAGGAUUAUUUUACUCCACCUAAUGCCCCACUGGAAGAAUAAUGCUGUGCGUUAAGUCUGGUCUCCAUCAUUUCCUGUUUCUUUUAAGUGGAAAAGUCAGAGAAGCAGUCAUACCGUGGCGGGUAGGGGCAGGAAUCAGAGACCAGUCUCUGAUUCGGAGUAACUUCCUUUUCCCUCUGAAACUCAGUCUCAUCUCCGAGGCGUAAGUUGCAUUGUAAACUCAAUAGCGUGCCAGAAAAGAAGUCUUUUUGGCUGAGUUCAUAAAGUCCUAUAAACGCCAUCUUUUCAGUUCAGGCUGCCCUUUGUCACCAGCCCCACCUGGCCUCCCCCCUUUAGCUGAGACCUGAGAAUGACACCAAGAGAAGAGGGGGAGGAUUUGUGGAAGGUCCCCAAGGCUGUGUGGAGGUGGCUGCGGGGAACCUUUCCAGACCUGGACCCGCACCAGCCUGGAUCUCCUGUGGCCCUCUUCUGCCCCCUGCUGGCCAUGUGGGGUUAGCAGCGUGCAAGGAGGGUAACCCGUAUGCAAUCCCUAUACACUUAGAAACAGGCCAAAGCCCAUGGGCAUAUUUUUCUGGUGAACUUUUUUCAGAUGUCUUUGCCCAAGAAUCAAAAAUUGCUGCUGUCCACCUUUAGCAUUCCUAAUAAUUCUAUCGUUUGAGGCAAUAAAAUGCCUGGAAGAUUAAAAAAAUGUCCAGCAUAACUAUAACUUCCCACAUAUUAUAGGUCUAGGCCAUGGGCCAGGAGAACCACAGCACACAGAGAAGGUCGUACUUUAGAGUGAGGUGAAGGCUGUAAGGUCAGCGAGUGCCUUUGGGGGGCUGGCUGCUCAGCCAGUGAACACCGAAGACACGCUGCCUGGGAGUCAGGUGGCAGUAAGAGCCCCACCGGCAGUGUCUCCACAGACUCCCUGUGAUUCUGAGCUGCUGGGAUAAAUGACAUGCUUUCUGCAGCCCUGGGACUGUAGACUCCUGGGAGUGACCACAUCCAGAGGGUGUGAGGUCUUACUGGAGAAGAAGCUGGUUUUUCCUAGCUCCCCAGAGAUCAGGUUUGGGCUGACAUGGAAGAGGGCCCAGUUCCUUAGUCAGGCUCAGACACUCAGGCCAGGGGCAGGCUGAAGCCCGCCCACCCUCCCCCAGGCCAGCCACCCUUUUCCCAAUAGGAAGGCUGGCUGGGCCCUGGCUGACAUAAGGCCAAGGGCCAGGGCCUGGCCCAGAAUGUUGGCAGCCCUGAGUACCCCCACGUCAGCCUGAGGAGGCUCUGAUUUGCCUGUGGAUUCCUUUGUACGCAAUGGAACGUGGAAAGAUUGGUGGGUAGCCUUCUCCUUAAAGCCCCUGUCAAAGGUGGCCUCAUGAGGUCUCAGGUCCACACUCCCACUCUCACAGGGGUCACAUUUGGCAAAGUCCCCAGCGAGGUGGCCACAGCCAGGAUCCUUCUUCUGCUUUGGUGGGGGAGGUGGUAGCGGACCUCUCCUUGGCCAAGUUAGCGCCAUCAAAGGUACAGGUAUAGUUUAGGUUGGAUCUGGCCUUAGAAUUGAUCCAAGGGAGUUCCGUGGUGGUGCAACAGGGUAAGAAUCCUGCAUUGUUACUGCUGUGACUCUGGUUCAAUCCUUGGCCCAGGAACUUCUGCAUGCUGUGGAUGCAGCCAAAAAAAAGAGAGAACUUAUCCCAGAUCCUAGUGUAAGGAGGAAUCUCUCAACAGCAAUGAUCUGCCAUCGAUUAGGACUUUUUUUUUUUUUUUUGGUCUUUUUAUCUUUUCUAGGGCUGCUCCCAUGGCAUAUGGAGGUUCCCAGGCUAGGGACCUAAUCAGAGCUGUAGCCACCAGCUUACGCCAGAGCCACAGCAAUGUCAGAUCUGAGCUGCAUCUGUGACCUACACCACAGCUCAUGGCAACGCUGGAUCCUUAACCCACGGAGUGAGGCCAGGGAUCGAACCCCCAACCUCAUAGUUCCCAGUCAGAUUCGUUAACCACUGAGCCACAAUGGGAACUCCAGGACUUCUUUUUUUUCUUUCUUUCUUUCCUUUUUUUUUUUUUUUUUUUGACCAUGUCCUCAGCAUGCAGAAGUCUUGGGCAAGGGAUAAAACUGGAGUUACUGCAGGCACAGCACUGGAUCUUUAGUCCGCCAGGCCACCAGGGAGCUCCAAUUAGGACUUUAAAUGCAAAAAAAAAAGACCGAUCCUUUGCUCUUUCCCCAUUCCCUCCAGGAUUUCUGGAGGCAUGUGUUUCUCCUGCUGGGUGGUGGAUAUGAAACCAAAUUCCUGAUGGAGCAGCCAGAAUCAUUAAGAAGUUGUUCCACUGGGAACCCAGUCUCCAAAGCCCCAGGCAAUAUGUUUUAAGUGAAAACACCACAAGUCAGAGUGAAGGCUCCGAACAGGCAGCCACACUCCCUUCCAUUUAGCCUCCUGUCAUUUUGCAUACAAAUGGCACUAGAUAUUCAGGGACUUCCGCCUCCAAGUUACAAAAGAAAGACCUUCUCUUUCCUCUGGCCCACCAAUUUCACCCUUUCCCACCCCAGCCAACAUUGCCCCUAAUCCCAGAGGGGGGUCAAAAUCUGUGGCUUUUCCUUACCUGGGAGCCGGUCUUGCAGCUUCUCUGCAGGAGCUUCCUGGCUUUAGGGCAAGAGCUCUGCUCCAGACCUGUGGCCCUGUGAUUGAAGGGGAACUCGGCUUGGUGGUCAGAGGAGAAAGGUCACCUGUCCAGGCAGCCAGUCCGCUGGGAAGAGCUGCAUCGGCGCCUUCCUGGCACUCACCUCGCCAGGCCCCAGCCCUGCUCUUAGGGGCCGUGGGGGCGCCCAGGCCAGGGAAGGCGCCUCACCCCCUGGGCCGCUGUGAGGUUCGUGGCUACCAAAGCCUUCAGCUUCUCUGGUGCAGCUCCUGCAAAGCUUGGUUUGUUCUCACCGUUAAUCAGAACCUUGUAUUCUUUUGAGUAAUUUUCUUUGUGAAAAUGAAGGAUACUUUUAAGUACUGCUUUUUGAUUUAAGGACCAUUGAGAAGGUCAGGCUUGUUCUUUUGUCCUCCCUCAAGUAAGCUGUGAGAGGCGUUCAUCAGGUCCUAGUUCCUGAGAAAUGACUUGCUGCUCUUCCUGGUGGGGUUGCGGGCUGGGGAGGGGCGCAUGGGUGGAGGUGGAGGGACCUGUAGCUGCUAUGCUGGAGCCUCUUCAUCUCACUGGACUCUUUAGAGAAUUAAAACAUGGAUGGAAAACAGUAGUGUCUCUGGAUACUUAUUUAGAAAUAAAAAUGAGUGCUGCCACUC
Sus scrofa (pig) is the source of this 7388-nucleotide messenger RNA. It is a transcript of the gene SLC9A8, whose product is annotated as solute carrier family 9 member A8. The record is from RefSeq and is a predicted model, not a curated record. NCBI's taxonomy places the organism in Eukaryota, Metazoa, Chordata, Mammalia, Artiodactyla, Suidae. Gene Ontology annotation, cellular component: membrane. Gene Ontology annotation, molecular function: sodium:proton antiporter activity; potassium:proton antiporter activity. Gene Ontology annotation, biological process: regulation of intracellular pH; sodium ion transport; proton transmembrane transport.